AUGCAGGCGUAUAAAGACAGAGCUGGGUCUUCCCCCAGGGCUCAGUCUGGGACAGCCCCGGCAGUUUUUGGCAGUCAUAUGGAAGAUCACGCCAAGCCCAUCCAGCCUGUCCCACUCCCGGCCAUGCAGCAGAACUUGAACUAUGUGUACCCCCAGAUCUUUUGGGUGGAUGGCUGCACCAACUCCAGUACUUCCUGCCCCCCGGCACCCCCCGUCGCGCCUUUCCCACCACCAGUACCUGACCGGAGGAAAAAGCCAAGGAACACCAGGGAAAGGAGGAGCGUUGGCUUCCUGGUGAUGUCCCUGCUGAUCCUGCUGGCCCUCACUGGAGUCGGGCUGAGCAUGUUCCAGAUUUUCCACCUGGAGAAGGAACUGGCUGAACUCAGAGAGUCUGCCAGCAAUGAACGCAUUCCUCCAGCUUUGGAGAAACUCAUAGGGCAGAAGGAGCAGUCAAUGAAAAAGGAAGCGAGGAAAGCAGCACACUUAACAGGGAACCCAGUCCAGCGGGACCUCCCUCUGGAGUGGGAACCCAUCUCUGGUCACGCCUUCACCAGCGGCAUUCAGUACCGCGAUCAGGGCCUCGUCAUCAACGAGACCGGGCUGUACUUCGUGUAUUCCAACGUGCUCUUCCGGGGCAGCACCUGCAGCAGCCAAGUGCUGACCCACAUCGUCUACAAGAAAAACCCAGCCUUGCCAGGCAGCUAUGUGCUGAUGGAGGACAAAGGCAUCAACUACUGUACAAGUCAGAAAACGUGGGCCCGGAAAAGCUACCUGGGGGCUUUAUUCAAGCUCAGGAAGAUGGACAGUUUGCACGUCAAUGUCUCCAGAAUCGCUCUGGUUAAUUUUGAGGAAUCCAAGACAUUCUUUGGCUUAUUUAAGCUUUAAGUGGGGCUGUUGGCAUGUGGUCGGCAGCCUCAUCCCCCACAC
Tauraco erythrolophus (red-crested turaco) is the source of this 927-nucleotide messenger RNA. RefSeq names its product Fas ligand (gene FASLG). The record is from RefSeq and is a predicted model, not a curated record. Gene Ontology annotation, cellular component: membrane. Gene Ontology annotation, molecular function: tumor necrosis factor receptor binding. Gene Ontology annotation, biological process: extrinsic apoptotic signaling pathway via death domain receptors; immune response; positive regulation of canonical NF-kappaB signal transduction. NCBI's taxonomy places the organism in Eukaryota, Metazoa, Chordata, Aves, Musophagiformes, Musophagidae.